GGAGAGUUACAAGGCCCACGGACCCGGAAGGGGGGAGGGCGGAGCGGGACCGGCCGGCCUCGCCCCCUGUGACCAGCUGUCUUGUGCCCUCUCCUAGCCAUGGGCGUGCAGCCCCCCAACUUCUCGUGGGUGCUCCCCGGCCGGCUGGCAGGGCUGGCGCUGCCCCGGCUCCCCGCGCACUACCAGUUCCUGCUGGACCAGGGUGUACGGCACUUGGUGUCACUGACGGAACGCGGGCCUCCGCACCACGACAGCUGCCCCGGCCUCACCCUGCACCGACUGCGCAUUCCAGACUUCUGCCCGCCAGGCCCAGAGCAGAUUGACCGCUUCGUGCAGAUCGUGGACGAGGCCAAUGCCCGGGGAGAGCCUACCCCAGUGAGGACAUCUCUUAAAGAGAAGAACCCACCAUUCCAGGCAUUCAGGCUAAAACAGAGGAAUGAAAAAUCACAGAAGAAAGGAGGUACUAAGGUCCUUGCCCUUCUCUCAUCAGAGUCUCUGCCCUGCUCACCCACCUGCUCCUCCCCCAGCAGCAUGGACCGUUCUAUUUCUUGAGGCAAAUCAGAACAUCUUCCAAAGGCGUAUAUGAUUAUGUUUGCAUGUGUGUACGAGAAGGUGGUGGGGCAGGAUCUUCCAGGAUCUUUUCCCUUCCAUUGCCAGGAUGGGGGGAGAGAGGGAUGAGGCAUGAAGCUGCACACCAGAGUUCAUGUUUCUACUCUGAUGCCAGCCUGCUGGGGUCACAGAACCAAUCCUCAUGCUUUCUGCCCCUCCAUUCCUAUCUCGCUCCAUCCCUCCACGUCCUCUGCCCUUCCCUUCCUCCCAAGCCUCCUUCAAAGGAGAGAGAACAUUUUUCUAACCCCAUUAAAGCCCUGCGUGCUGCCUCCA
Phacochoerus africanus (Common warthog) is the source of this 882-nucleotide messenger RNA. RefSeq names its product dual specificity phosphatase 23 (gene DUSP23). Gene Ontology annotation, molecular function: protein tyrosine/serine/threonine phosphatase activity. Bases 100 to 552 code for a protein of 150 amino acids. The transcript has 2 exons. Gene Ontology annotation, biological process: cilium assembly; protein dephosphorylation. Lineage: Eukaryota; Metazoa; Chordata; Mammalia; Artiodactyla; Suidae. The record is from RefSeq and is a predicted model, not a curated record.